AUGCUCGCUGGCAAUGCCACUGGAUUAGCCUGCCUCCCCACCGAACUUCUUCUCGAAAUCAUCUCUCGGUUCCCUUCACCGCCUCUGAAAGCCUCAAUGUUCUACUGUCUGACCGUCGGCGGUAAGGAGCUGACUGAAAGAUCUGCAGCGCUCGUUUCUCUGUCUCAGACGUGCAAGGCUUACAGACAGAUAUUUUUACCGAUGGUUUGGGAGAAACUUGAGGCAUUCCAAUGUACCGAUCCCAACAUCGAAGUGCGCCCUGAGCUCCCUGAGUGGCAACAGAAUGUGACCAGUGAAAUCGUCAGACAAUUACAAACCGUCACGAUCAAGGAUCCGGCGCUUGCUGAUCAUGUCCAAUCUGUAUCAUUCACACUGACAGAGUCUGCUCAAAAUCUAUAUCCUUGGAUUGCGAAAUCUCUGUCCAUGCUGCCACGCCUGACCACCGUACAGAUCUUUGGGCUCGAGUUUAAAGGAUCCGAAGAGGCUCUUCAAAGAGCCUUUGAAAACAUCCUCGUCCCUUCGGUUCAGACCCUUGCUAUCCCGAACAGCGCUCAUGUCAUUUUCUCAAGCUUCCCAAAUGUGUUGAAUGUC
This is a messenger RNA of Desarmillaria tabescens, 591 nucleotides long. RefSeq lists its product as uncharacterized. NCBI's taxonomy places the organism in Eukaryota, Fungi, Basidiomycota, Agaricomycetes, Agaricales, Physalacriaceae. The transcript has 2 exons. The annotation marks the transcript as partial. The record is from RefSeq and is a predicted model, not a curated record.